CGGCGGGGGGUGGCUGGCGGCGCGAGAGUGGCGCGGCCACAGUGCAGUGAGCGGCGCGGAGAGAGCCUACCGCCAUGGCUCUGCGCGCUUUGUUUAUAUUGCUCGCGCUUAUCGCCGCUGGCGACGCCGUGUACGACCGCGAGCACCUCCGCGCGGACCCUCGCUUGCUGGACAGAGCUUGCCAACUCAGCCCCUGCUACCCCGCCACCGGCAACUUGCUCAUCGGACGCGAGGCCCGCCUCUCCGCCUCCUCCACAUGCGGACUGCACGGCCGCGAACGCUAUUGCAUCGUGUCCCAUUUACAAGACCGCAAGAAAUGCUUUUGGUGCGACUCGACGAACAAUACGAUACACGACCCUCAACUGAACCAUCGAAUCCAAAACAUCAUUUACAAAUUUACACCUGGAACGCGGAAUAAAUCUUGGUGGCAGUCUGAAAACGGAAUAGAAAAUGUAACUAUUCAAUUGGAUAUGGAAGCGGAAUUUCAUCUAACCCACUUAAUAAUACAGUUUAAAACAUUUCGACCGGCCGCUAUGUUAGUGGAACGUUCCUUCGAUUUUGGAAAAACUUGGCGCGUCUACAGAUAUUUUGCGCAUCGCUGUGACGAAGCUUUCCCUGGAGUUCCGACGCAUUCUCAACGAUCUUUGACAGAAAUUGUGUGUGAAAGCCGUUACUCUGGUGUGGCCCCGUCUACGGAAGGUGAAGUGAUUUUCAGAGUGUUACCACCUAAUUUAACAUUCGUCAAGAACCCUUACUCAGAGGAAGUGCAGAACUUGUUAAGGAUGACCAAUUUAAGGAUAAAUUUUACUAAACUUCACACUUUAGGUGAUGAUUUAUUAGAUAACAGAGCGGAAAUCCACGAGAAAUAUUACUAUUCUAUUUAUGAAAUGACUGUUCGUGGUUCAUGCUCUUGUUAUGGACAUGCCUCUCGCUGCUUACCUAUGCCAGGAGUAGAGUCUAAAAACAAUAUGGUACAUGGAAGAUGUGAAUGUACUCAUAAUACUCGAGGAUUGAAUUGCGAAUAUUGUGAAGAUUUUUUCAACGAUUUGCCAUGGCAACCAGCGGUAGGAAGAACAUCUAAUGCUUGUAAACAGUGUACAUGUAAUAAUCAUGCAACUAAAUGUCAUUUCGACGCUGCGGUUUAUAAUAAGACAGGGAAAAAGAGUGGUGGAGUGUGUGACAAUUGCCAACAUAACACAAUGGGAAUCAACUGUGAACGAUGUGAACCCAAGUUUUAUAAAGAUCCUAAUUUAGAUAUUCAAAGUCCAGAUAUUUGCAAACCUUGCGAUUGUGAUCCAGAAGGAACGACCGACGAGGAAAUUCUAUGUGAUGAUGAAACAGAUGAAAGUAAUAAUAAAACAGCUGGUCGCUGUUUAUGUAAGAUGAACGUUGAUGGACCUAGAUGUGAUAGAUGUAAAGAUGGCUUUUGGGACUUUGAUCCACGUAAUCCUGAGGGAUGCACGGCCUGUACGUGUAACGGGCUAGGAACGAUUAACGAACGAGGAUGUGAUCCAACGACUGGAAACUGUUUCUGCAAGCGUCAUGUUACGGGAAGAAAUUGUGAUCAGUGCUUACCAGAAUUUUAUGGGCUAUCUGAAAUUGACGAUGGAUGUACGCCUUGUGACUGUGAUGUUGGUGGUUCAAUAGAUAGGGACUGUGACGUUAUAACAGGACAGUGUAAAUGUCGGCCGUAUGUUACUGGUCGACGUUGUGAUCAACCAAUACAAAACUUUUUCGUCGGCGCUCUAGAUUCUAUGGUUUUCGAAGCAGAGUCUAGUCAGUGUGAUUCACAAAUCGAUGAUAAUGCUAUUCAAAGUCAAUUGUGUCACGUUGUUAUUCGUGAAAACUUUCCUGAUGGAAGAAAGGAAACUUGGACGGGUCCUGGUUUUAUGAAAUUACCAGAAGGAAGCACUUUGGUAUUUAUAAUAGAUAAUAUACAAACCACCAUGAAUUACAAUGUUUUGAUAAGGUAUGAGCCUCAAUCAAACCUGAAUUGGGAAGAAGCAACAAUAUUGGUUAAAAGACCAGGACCUAUAGAUUUAGAUUCGCCUUGUGCCAAUAUUCGCCCAGAAGAUGAUAGAAUAACAACUUAUUUGCCUGCUAACCAACGAAGUGUUUUAGUUAUACCACCAGUUUGUUUAGAAAAGCAAAAAGAAACCGAAAUCAGAAUAUAUUUAGGACACCAAGAUAGAAGAACUUCAAAUCCUAGAGCUACGGUACUUAUCGAUUCCAUUGUUCUUAUCCCAUCUUUUGAUGAUUUGCCAUUCUUCAAUAGUAACGAUUCAGUCGCAAAUAAUAUGAAACGGGAAUUUGAUCGUAAUAAUUGUGGAGAUCCGUAUUAUUACGACCUUAAUAGAGACACUGUUCCAGAAAUAUGUAAAAAAUAUCACGCUAGUAUUGGAUUCUACAUAAGAAAUGGAUCUGAAUCUUGUCAAUGUGAUCCCUCAGGAUCAAAAAGUCAUCAGUGUCACCCAUAUACGGGGUAUUGUCAGUGUGUGGAAAAUAUUGUGGGUGCUAGAUGCGAUCGCUGUGCUCCCGGAACGUACGGAUUUAGCAAAUUUGGAUGCAAGCGUUGCGAUUGCAACAGUAUAGGGUCUUUGGACAAUUUUUGUGAUGUAACAAGUGGUCAAUGUAAAUGUAGAGCUAAUACAUACGGUCGUGCUUGUGAUUUAUGUCAACCUGGUUAUUUCAAUUUCCCUAAUUGUGAACAAUGUGAUUGUAAUGGUCAUGCCGUUGAAUGUGACGAUAGAACGGGUGCAUGUAAAGAAUGUAGGGAUUACACAGAAGGUCAUCGAUGUGAAAGAUGUAUAGGCGGAUAUUACGGUGAUCCACGCCUCGGAGUUGAUAUUGCUUGUCGUCCUUGCCCCUGCCCCGGUAUCAAAGGUGAUCCAAAUAAAAAUAAUCAUGCAGAUUCUUGCGAACUCGAUUCAGACACAAAGGAUGUCUUAUGUGAAUGUAAACAAGGUUACGCUGGAGCUCUCUGCGACGUUUGCGCUGAUAAUUAUUACGGCGAUCCAAUUACUGGAACAUGUGAGAAGUGCGAAUGUAAUGAAAACAUCGAUAUUACAAAACCUGGAAACUGCGAUCCUUACACAGGUCAGUGUUUGCAGUGCCUACAUAACACAGCUGGAGAUCACUGUGAAGUGUGUGAGGAAGGCUAUUAUGGAAAUGCAUUGGAAAAAGCAUGUUUCAAAUGUAAUUGUUCAGUCCUAGGAACUAACUUUACUCGAGGAAAUUGUGAUGGUAUAACUGGACAAUGUCCGUGCUUCAAUAAUGUAAUGGGAAUCAAUUGUGAUCAGUGUACUGAAAAUCAUUGGAGAAUUGCUCUCGGUACUGGAUGUGACCCAUGUGACUGCGAUCCAAUUGGAUCUUUAUCUCCUCAGUGCAAUCCUUAUAUUGGCAAAUGUGACUGCAAACCUGGCCAUGGUGGAAGACAAUGUGAUCAAUGCCAGGAAAAUCACUGGGGUGAUCCAAACAUAGAAUGCCAUGAAUGCGAAUGUAACGUAUAUGGUUCUAUAUCACCACAAUGUAUGCGUGAAAAUGGGUCAUGUGUUUGUAAACCUGGUAUAGGUGGUUACAACUGUGAUAAAUGCGCUCGAGGAUAUUUAGGGGAAGCUCCUGAAUGUUAUGGUUGCGGUGAAUGCUUUGAGAGCUGGGAUCGAGUUAUUGAUGAUUUACGAGUUCAAACUGAAUAUGCAAUUGGAAAUGCCAGUAAAAUAAAGGUUGUUGGUGCUACGGGAGCAUAUACUAGAGAUUUUGAUGAAAUGACGAAAAAAUUAACUGAAAUAGAAAACAUGUUAAAUAGCGCUGAUAUGGGACAAACUACAGUCAAUGAAUUAAUGGCAAACAUCAGCAAUUUACAAAACGAACUUACUAAAACCGAGGAAAAAGUAAAAGAAGGCAAUUCUAACUUAAAUGACAUAACAUCUCAAAUAAAUUUAGGUAAUGUUACUUUAGAUAAUUUGAGAAAGAGUAUUGAGAUAUUAAAGAAAAAGACUAUAGAAUUAGGAAAUAAUGCUACAAAGCUGCAGGAAGCAAACUUGGAAGGAGCACUUAAUUUGACACGAGAGGCUAAACAAAGGGCAAUAAAAGCAUCAGAUGAAGCUGAAAAUGUUCAAACUAUUAUUGCUAAUACUGACAGACAAAUAAAGAACACAGAUCGCCUAAUCGAAAUGCAAUAUACACAUUUUAAUAACAAUCAGAAUGAUAAUGAAAAGAAGUUGGACGAUAUACAAGCAGAGUUGUCUGAACUGGAAUCCCGAUUGCCAAAAUUAAACGAGAAAAUGUGUGGCCAAGAAAGCAAUGCUUGUGAUAUAUGUGGUGGCGCGGGUUGUGGAAAAUGUGGGGGAAUAUCUUGCGAUCAAGGUGCUGUUACAAAAGCAGAACAAGCAUUAGAUUUUGCCAAUAAAACUGAACACAGGAUUAAAGAACAUGAACUAACUGCUGAAGAUUUAUUCCGAUCAAUUUCAUUAGUAAAGCAGGACACUGUUGCAGUACGAUCACAGGCAAAAGAGUUGUUCAACAAAGCCAACGAAUUCAAAUCAUCAGCUGAACGUGUUACAAAUGAAAGCAAAGCCAUAACAUCUGAACUUAAGGACUUUUUAUCGAAUACGUCCAGUACUCCAGCCGAUAUUAGGUCUUUGGCUCAGGAAAUCCUUAAUCUCUCUAUUAGCAUAGAACCUAAAGAAAUUACUGAGUUAUCACAGCGUAUCAAUUCGACUGUAUCCCAGCUGACCAAUAUUGAAAAUAUCAUAACUGAAACCAAACCUGAUUUAGAAAGAGCUAAAGGACUCAAACAAAACGCAACUGCUGUUAAUCAGUCAGCUAAUAUUACUUUGCAGACAGCUCAAAAGGUGCUACAGGCUUUGGAUGAUGCGCAAGCAGCUCAGGAUGCAGCAGAAAAUGCAAUCCAAAAAGCAAAUAGUGAUAUAAAAACGGCUAAAGAUGACCUAAUCCCGAUAGCUCAAGAAACUGAACAAGCACAAAAAAAAGCAAAUGAAACUAAAGAUGAAGUUGAUGGAUUACGACUUCGUCUUUCAGACUUACAAAAAAAUAUUCUUAAGAUUGAAAGUGAUGCAGAUCAAGUGAAACAAGAAGCCAAUGAUGUAGUAAACAGAGCUGAAGGUGCUGAACAAAAAGCGAGACAACUGCGACUUGAUUUUAAACAAACAAAUAUGUCACUGGCACAACGAGCUGACCAGACUUCUAAUUCCAGACAGCGAGCUCAAUUGUUGCUCGAUCGAGCUACAAAGCUUGCUAGUGACACACAAAUGCAAUUGAAACUUCUUGCAAACAUGGAAGAAUUAUACAACGAUCACAACGAGCAAUUAAACACUUUGGAAAAAGAAAUUUCUGAACUAAAUACCUUAAUGAAUUAUUAUCUCGCCGAAAUCACGAAACGAUCUGACUACUACAGAGCUUGCACUACAUAGAUAUAUUAAAUUUCCUAAUUCAAUAAUUAUUAAGUAAUCUACGAUCAAUAUUUACCUCUAUUGGUGUUACGGUUUUCACGAGUGCCAUAUCAUGUAGUUAACAGUGUUAGCUUUAUUGUUAUUGAUGUGGUUUGACUACAUCUCGUCUUUAUUUGCAAUGAGUGUCUUUCAGAACUUGUACUUUAAUUUGUAAUUUCCCGAGAUUGUACUUAUGUUAAGAAAAAUCUCAAAAUUAUAUAAGUCGUGAAAUAAUAGUUUAAUAGUAUGAUUAGUUACCCACCUCUUGCCCUAAACUAGCUAUAGUUCAAACUGGCCUUAUGACUUGUCAGAUUCCUUUGAGAGAUUUGUGGAUAAAUGGUGCACUUCCAUUCCGUUAAUUUUCUGGCGUAAAUGGGUAGCUUUACAUAAAUGUUUUAAAAUAUUCCAAAGAAUUAUAUAUUAGUGUUUUUGAAGCGAUGUCUGUUUUUUAUAUCGAAGUCAUUGUGAACUAGCCAUAAUUACAUAGUUGUAAUAAUAAGUAAGGUGUGAUACCUUUUGUUAAUAAUUAUAGAUAAUUUAUGUUUAAUAUAAUAUUGUAUGUUUAUAUGUAGUUUACAUAUAUACUUUUCAUAAAUUAUAGUUUAAUUAAAGCAUUUGUGUUGUAAAAACCUUUACAUAAUUGUACUGUACUUCUACUGCAUUUAUAAAUUAACUUAUUAACAGUGCAUACAUUCACGUGUUUAUAUUUAUAUGUAUUUUUGUAUAUAUUUUUUUUAUAUUUCGGUGCCAUAAGUGUAAUUUUCUUAAACCUUACGUAUUUUUAAUGUGACUUUAUGCACUAACAUUUUUUUACAUUUUGUUUUUUUUUUCUGUAACUUAUGUAGUUAAAGGCACCAAUACUUAAUACUUAAUCAUAAAUAAAAACAAUGAAGUACAUAAUUCAUAA
Molecule: messenger RNA, 6357 nt
Organism: Plodia interpunctella (Indianmeal moth)
Lineage: Eukaryota; Metazoa; Arthropoda; Insecta; Lepidoptera; Pyralidae
Gene: LanB1
Product: LanB1
Exons: 1
Coding region: 75-5432 (1785 amino acids)
Biological process (GO): animal organ morphogenesis; tissue development
Source: RefSeq, a predicted model, not a curated record